UAUUCAAUCAGUGGAAGUUAUGAAACAGAAAGGUGUGUCACGUCUAAAUGACAGCGUUUAUCUUCAGAUCCUAAGAAGUCGUGUACCUGUAGGCAUUUGUGUUUUCGAAGAAAGAAGAAACCGAGGAUGUCACUUUACAGAAACGCUGUGUGGUUGGUAAAAGGACUUCAAGAAUACACGAAAGCGGGAUAUGAAGCUGCAGCGAAGCGUUUUGUCGCUGCAGAUCUGGAUGUGAAUCUGAGCGGCAGGUCCUUCAUGAUUACGGGAGCUAACAGCGGCAUCGGGAAAGCUGCAGCAUUGGAAAUAGCAAAACGUGGUGGGACAGUGCAUCUAGUCUGCCGAAACAAGGACAGGGCCGAGGCAGCCAAGGCGGACAUUGUGGAGCAGAGUAAAAAUGAGGAUGUCCACAUUCACCUGCUGGACAUGUCGAGUCCCAGGCAUGUGUGGGAGUUUGCAGAGAGCUUCCAGCAGAACAACAGCUUGCACGUGCUGAUCAACAAUGCCGGGUGCAUGGUGAACAAGAGGGAGGUCACAGAAGAUGGCCUGGAGAAGAACUUCGCGACAAACACUCUGGGCACGUACAUUCUGACCACAGCCCUGAUACCAGCUCUGAAGAAAUCACAGGACCCUAGAGUGGUGACAGUGUCCUCCGGUGGCAUGCUGGUGCAGAAGCUGAAUGUGGACGACCUGCAGCUUGAGAAGGGCGCCUUCGAUGGAACCAUGGCCUACGCUCAGAACAAAAGGCAGCAAGUGAUUCUGACAGAGCGGUGGGCUGCCCAGCACAAAGAGAUCCACUUCUCCUCCAUGCACCCAGGCUGGGCUGACACACCAGCGGUGCGGUCCUCCAUGCCGGACUUCUAUGAGAAGAUGAAGAACAAACUCCGGACGGAGGCACAGGGGGCCGACACAGUGCUGUGGCUUGCUGUAUCUGCAGCAGCCAUCCAACAGCCCAGCGGACUCUUCUUCCAGGACCGAAAGGCCGUGGCCACACAUCUUCCACUGGCCUCCACGCGCUCCACCCCUGCGGAUGAAGACCGGCUACAGGAGGCACUGGAGCAGCUGGCCCACAAGUUCAAACCCUGAACCCUGCUGUCAGAGGAUCAGCUGACCAAUCAGUCCAGAUAAACGCCGUGAGAAAUCAACAUCAUGUAUGCAGAGCCUUUCUAUUGAUCAAGUUUGUAUUUUAUAUUAAGCCUGUUUGUAAGUCCAGAAUGCAAUUUGCAUAUUGUAAGUGUUUCGUGAGCAUUAUCGAAACACACUCAUUCCAAAAGCUUUUGCCAAGGAUUCUGGGAUGCUCCCCAGUUUUUACCUCAGUGGAAUGCUUCUCUAAGCCCCCAGAGUGGAGACCAUGUGACAUCUUUAGAGCUCAGUGCAGGUGGUCAUAUGACACUGACAGAGAUUAGUGCAGGGGAUUAUGUGACACUGUCAGGGAUACUGAUCCGGUGACCACUUUUCGAAUGUUUGCAAUUUAUACAGUAUAUUACUUUGGGAAAACGAAACCGUUUCAACACCCUUAGGAAGAACAAAAUGCAAUGGUUUGCAUGUUUUUUUUUUGUGGCACUGAAUUGUCAUUCCCUCACCCAGUGAAGGACAGACUCAGUGACAGAAGUGAAAAGUCAGAUGUACUUUGAUCAGGGUUGGCGUGAAGGAGGAUUCACCCUACUACAUGUGGGUGCAUGACCCAGGAUUUGC
Megalops cyprinoides (Indo-Pacific tarpon) is the source of this 1692-nucleotide messenger RNA. RefSeq names its product dehydrogenase/reductase (SDR family) member 12 (gene dhrs12). The transcript is spliced from 10 exons. NCBI's taxonomy places the organism in Eukaryota, Metazoa, Chordata, Actinopteri, Elopiformes, Megalopidae. The record is from RefSeq and is a predicted model, not a curated record. Bases 127 to 1083 code for a protein of 318 amino acids.